Messenger RNA from Peronospora matthiolae, 468 nucleotides. The record is from the annotation of a GenBank genome assembly. Lineage: Eukaryota; Oomycota; Peronosporomycetes; Peronosporales; Peronosporaceae.
AUGGAUGAUUGCAAGGCAGUCGCAAGUCCAGUCGACAUGAGCUCUCGACUUGUUUCAAGUGAUGCAACUACCAAGGUCGAUGCUCCUUUUCGCGAAGCUGUUGGUGCGUUGAUGCACCUGACCACUGCAACGCGUCCGGACAUUGCGUUUGGUGUGGGCUAUGUGUCGCGGUUCAUGGAAAAUCCCCAAGAAGAACACUGGGUUGCAGUUAAGCGUAUCUUUCGCUACCUACAAGGCACCAAGACGCAUGGAAUUUGCUACAAGCCAAGUGCAAGGAUCGACUUCCGUAGAUAUUCGGAUGCGGAUUGGGCUGGUGAUCUUACCGACCGCAAGUCAACAUCGGGGUACACGUUCAUGCUACUCGGUGCGCCAGUGAGUUGGGGCAGCAAGAAGCAGCCAAGUGUUUCGUUGUCCACGACUGAAGCUGAAUACAUUGCACUUAGCUUGGCGAUUCAAGAGGGAAAGUAG